GCGAGAAAAGCUCACUGUAUGCGGAAACGCGCCCAUGUGCACGAGCAUUAGCGUGACAAAGGCAGUGAAAAGUGUGUUUUAAUUGCAUUUUCGGGUCGUUGUGGUGAUAGAAACUUGCUGAACAUGAAUGCUGAGAAGUUGAAGAAGCUGCAGGAGUCGGUGCGCAUCGGGGGCAAGGGCACGCCGAGGCGCAAGAAGAAGAUUGUCCACCAGACGCCCGGAACAGAUGACAAAAAGCUCCAGUCAUCGCUGAAGAAGUUGGCCGUCAAUACGAUUCCCGGAAUUGAGGAGGUGAACAUGAUAAAGAACGACGGCAGCGUGAUUCACUUCAACAAUCCAAAGGCUCAAGCUUCGCUCGCGGCCAACACGUUCGCCAUCACGGGUCAUGGGGAGAACAAGCAGAUUGUGGACAUGCUGCCAGGCAUUCUCACGCAGCUCGGCCCGGAGGGGCUGAACCACUUGAAGCGGCUGGCCAACGAUGUGGUGUGCAACGAGAAGCUGCUGAACGAGGAGGACGACGUCCCGGAGCUGGUGGAGAACUUCGAGGAGGUGGCGGACAAGGAGCCGACCGUGGAGAGCGUGACGAAGAAGACGGAGCAGGUGACGGUGUCGUAAAGCGUGGGCAAUAGAGGAGUCUCAGCAAGAUUGAAGAUCAACCUUUAGACCGCUAAUGUUAUAGAAAUUCACAGUUCUGGGCAUCCGGAGGUGUUUUAAAAGAUGAAAAAUUGUGCGCGCACCCACGAAUUGACUGUAAAUAUCUCACGCUUGAGACAUCUGACCUUCUAGCGGCUGGAGCGUCUGUAGACGUUGAUUCCAUUGAUAACAAGCAGUAACUUCAACAUUUCCUCUUUUAAAUGGACAUUCACAAGAUGGAUAGACAUUUUAUUGUAUUGCCUUUUGAGAAAUGAAAUAAAUUCCAAUAUUUUUUCUGGUCAAA
Messenger RNA from Phlebotomus argentipes, 937 nucleotides. RefSeq names its product transcription factor BTF3 homolog 4 (gene bic). The transcript has 3 exons. The record is from RefSeq and is a predicted model, not a curated record. The coding region runs from base 124 to 615 and encodes 163 amino acids. Lineage: Eukaryota; Metazoa; Arthropoda; Insecta; Diptera; Psychodidae. Gene Ontology annotation, cellular component: nascent polypeptide-associated complex; cytosol.